Molecule: messenger RNA, 2127 nt
Organism: Paramormyrops kingsleyae
Lineage: Eukaryota; Metazoa; Chordata; Actinopteri; Osteoglossiformes; Mormyridae
Molecular function (GO): protein dimerization activity
Source: RefSeq, a predicted model, not a curated record
CUUUUUGCAAGCGUGCGGCGCAUUUCCACGCGGACUCGAAAUGACUGCCUGUCACGAGCCGCAGAAGUAUCCCGCGAGCCGGGAGGGUAUCAAUGUUCUGCUUGUUGGUGACUCAGACAGUGUUACUGAGACAUCUCACCUCCUUUGGGAGACCUUACCAAGCUUUGGAGAGGUUGGGCUCAUGCAGAGUGUUUCCCUGAGCGAUGCCCCUUUCGUGGACCUUGCGGCUUUCCAGCUAUACUUAUUUCACCUCCCUUCUUCCAAUGCUUUGGCUGAGCUUGGAGCCCUGCUCAGCAUUAGGGAGAAACAGAGAUCUGACAAAACUGUUUGCAUCCUUAUCAUCCCAGAGCUUGGAUCAGACAUCCAAGUCGGGGCUGCUGAUUUUGUCCUGACCCAGCCAGUAACCGUGGAGAAGAUGGAGAAGGUCCUAAGAGGCUGUCGGCUUGUCACCGAGAGGGGUCAGAGUGACAGUAGAUGCUCCAUGACUGGGUUGCUGGAGCCGAGCAGACAGGAACGCCCAGGACCGCGCAGAGGGGAAGGUGCUUCUGAGCACGAAAGCUCUGAGGGUGACGAUGGAGGGGUGCCCUGGAGGUGUGACUCCUCCCCAGUUAUUGAAAGCAACAUGCAUGCGCUGCUGCACUCCCAGAAGGAGCAAAGGAGGAGGCUUCAGUUCAAAAAGUGCUGCAUUCGUCUCCGGGAGUUGCUGCCGUUCAUCGGCCAGCGGCUGGACAUCGCCUCCAUCCUGGAACUGACGGUCUCCUACGUGGGCUAUUUGCAGCAGCGGCUGCCAGCAGACUUUUUGCAAAAGGUGGUCAAAGCUCUUGAGGAGACCAAGCCAAGUACCUGGCAUAAGUCCACCAAAGCUCCCAGAAAAAGAAAACAUCCACUGAAAGAGAAAUCCACAGUCAAACUGACUUCAGCUGAUGAAGAUUUUGCAGACGAUUUCAUCGCAGCCCACGUUUUGGGAAGGCACAUCCGGCCCAGGACCGAGACGAGUCUGGCCCCCUGCCCUGUGAUGCCUCGCCAGCUGUUCAUCCCGCCUCUAGAUCCAAAUCCUACCUCUGCCCAUGGCAUCAUGUGGCAGCCCACCUGUCCUCCAUUCAGUAACCCCAUGCUGAUGGCUGAGGCCUGUGACCCACCAGAGUAUAUAUAUCAGCCACCUUCCAUCUUCCUACCGGGGACCAUAAAUCCAACAUUUGCCCCCCAACUAAGUCUCGACCCAAACUCCUCCCACUCAGGAAUGUUAAACCAGUUUGCUAGCCUGCCAGCCGUAUUAGAUCAGAACUCUUCCCCACUGUCUAGGCUAGACCCAGCUUGUCCUUCCUGUCCUUCGCUCAUGAUGAAUAAGAGCUUCACGGUUACGGCCGCCCCGGAUGAGCUGUCCAACCCCACAGCGGUCGUUACCCAGCCAUCCCCUCUGUUGGCAGCCCCUGAAAGUACCGCAGAGACCAGCUCCUUUGCACCAGCUACCUCCUGGAUGGAUCUCCUAACAUCACAGUUGGUCCAUGAACCUUCCAGCCAUGUUCUGCCAAGCUUCAGCCCUUUAUUUGGACUCAGCAAUGCACCCCCCCCACUUCAGAACCCCAACCCUGGGUUCCAGCUCUCUCCCUCCUUGAUUUCUAGCCAGGACCAGUGGACUUCUAGUGAGAGCCCACACUGUUCUGCCAUGGCCCACCCUCCACGAUGUUUUUCCCAGGAUUCAGUGCUUCUUGACUCGGCUCAUGGUCUUCAGGCACAGAGUCUAACCAGCCGCCCAGGCAUGGCUCACACGUCAGUAGAAAUCCCCAGAAUGGAAUCGCACAGUGAGCAUCACACGUCAGAGCGCUAUGAAACCGGCUUGAUUGAUGCAAACAUAUAUACAGAUAAAGACCUCACCUCAGUCUUCGAAGAACUAGUGCCAGCUUCUUUCGACAGCUAUUGAAAUGGCAGGUCUCUUUGUGACUUGGAUCUAAACCCUAUGUCCUGCAUAAUUUUUAUGUUUUUUUUUUUUUAUUCACCAGUUAAGCUUAGACAUCUAAGCAGUAAGUGGGUUAGCUUUUUGUUUGUUUUCAGGACAGAAUUGAAGUGAGGGAGCCAUGUACAAAAGCUGUAGAUCUAUAUGCUACAUUUGUUUUCCCAUUUACCAUU